Cotesia glomerata is the source of this 4085-nucleotide messenger RNA. It is a transcript of the gene Hr78, whose product is annotated as nuclear receptor subfamily 2 group C member 1. Gene Ontology annotation, biological process: cell differentiation; anatomical structure development; regulation of transcription by RNA polymerase II. Bases 994 to 2541 code for a protein of 515 amino acids. The transcript is spliced from 9 exons. Lineage: Eukaryota; Metazoa; Arthropoda; Insecta; Hymenoptera; Braconidae. The record is from RefSeq and is a predicted model, not a curated record. Gene Ontology annotation, molecular function: RNA polymerase II cis-regulatory region sequence-specific DNA binding; nuclear receptor activity; zinc ion binding.
UAUGUAAAGUUUCCUUGCCUGUGUAAAACUUUUCUCGAAUCCACAUGUUUUCAUAGGAAGGAGAGCGAGAACGAGUUUUAUCUGUAGUGUAAUAGAAAUUAGAAGAAGUAAAGGCGGACAAGAGGACAAGCCUGGAAACAGAAUAGAACGAGAAGUCACGACUAAUGCACCUGGGCCGUGUGGUUUCAGCUCCACCAGCCAGUCACCAUACCUCCAGCAAACGGAACAAGGAGAGAGAUAACACGACAAUAGACAGGAGUAGAAAAGAGUUAAGUAGAGUCUCUACUCUAGAGUGGAAUGAGUGUGGCUGGUGUGUUGGGCUGACGAGAGAGGAGAAGAGCAAAGGGCGUACGAGUGACUGAAGUUGACCUGGGGACUGGCAGCGGCAACAGCAGCAGUGGAGGCACACCACGGUGAGUGCUACAGGUUACCUGUAGAUAGAUAGAGUUGAGUUGCGUUCACCUGUGUGUGCAAGGUUGCCUGUUUUGUUACCUUUAAACUCUCUCCCCGCAUUCUAUUCAGAGCUGAUUCUGACUGUGUAUGUGUUCGUUCAUGUAAGUGUCUUUCUACUCCCUGAACUGAUGUCGUCUACUUUACUCACAUUAGUGUCUCGUCUCCUUUCAGUGUUAUAUAUAUUUAAUAUAAUUAUACAUACUCUGCUCUACAACAUUAGUAUCAUCAUCAAUAUAGAGUUGACCGACGUUCAACUACACGGACAAUAAACUUAAACGUGAUAUUGUGGCAGAUGUGCAUUACACCCACUAGUCUUCUAUUUAAUCAACCUCUCAAGUCAAAUUUUAGACUUGUAAUCUCCAGGAUAAAAAAUUAUUAUAUUUUGAUGCUGUUGAUUCGCGCGUACAAACCUAAACAGUACUCAAAUGCGCUGACACUAAUAUCUUUACAAACAGGUUUCCGUAAAAGUGAAUUUAUUUUUAUUUAAUAAUUAGGUGUGUGCAUACGUGUUGUUGUCUCAACUUUUGACUGAAGAACAAUAUGGACAGGGAGUUGGAUAAAUGUGACAGUGACAAUUUGAAUGACGGUGAGGUCGAACGUAAAGGAGAAGUUGAGUUCCAUGACCUGAGCUAUCGCCGUAAUAUGGAUUAUUCUGUUGAUCCCGAUAGCGAGAGAGAUAUUGAACGCGAUCAAAACAAUCAUUCUGAUAUGUUAGAUGAGAAGGUUGAUUACAAAAUGGUAAGAGACUUCCGGAGUUUAGGACACCAUCGCAAUAUAGUUCAUUUACACAGUGGUAUUGAGCACUUGAAUAAUACUGAUGUUGAGGUAAAACUAGCAAGAGAUGUUAGAGGUUCUUUAGGCCUUGGGUUAUCGUUAGAAAUAUGUGUUGUUUGCGGCGACCGUGCAAGUGGUCGACAUUACGGUGCGAUAAGUUGUGAAGGAUGCAAAGGAUUUUUUAAACGGAGUAUUCGUAAACAACUGGGUUAUCAGUGUCGAGGAAGUAAAUCCUGCGAGGUCACUAAACAUCACAGAAAUCGUUGUCAAUACUGUCGACUUCAAAAAUGCUUGGCAAUGGGAAUGAGAAGUGACUCUUGGGGUGUUACAGCGGUACAGCAUGAGCGAAAACCAGUCCUAGGCGAAGCAGCAGCCACAAAAUUGAGUAAUCGGAGUGCAAGAGUUAAACCAGAGCCUCAACAAGCUGCACCCGAGACCGCUCCUAUUUGGGAACCACCAGAAAGUCCAAGUGCCGAAGACCAAAGUAGUGACAGUGAUUUGAGUGAUGCAUUGACACUGGCACGUGACCGUAUGCUUAUUUCACAUGCGCUCGAGGGAAUGGCUAAACUCAUUGGUGAUAGUGUAAAUGGAUCCGAUGAGCCAGAAGAGGAGUGGACUGGCCAGCUCUUAUUCGAGCGGCACACAGUCUUUGAAUUACGGGCACCUAGCCCAGCUCCAGCAUACUUAUCAAUACACUAUAUUUGUGAAAGCGCCGCGAGAUUAUUAUUUUUGUCCGUACACUGGGCACGAGGAAUCCCCGCUUUUCAAGCCCUCCCAUCGGAUGUUCAGACUUCCCUGGUACGGAGUUCAUGGGGUCAGUUGUUUACUUUAGGACUUGCACAAUGUGCAUACACUUUGUCACUACCCAGUAUUUUGACGUCAAUUAUCAAUCAUCUGCAGGCGAGUAUCGCGCAGGAAAAAAUAACAGCCAGCAAAGUAAAAUUGAUAACAGAACACAUAUGUAGACUACAAGAUUGUGUUAGUUCACUACAUAAAAUGCAGGUUGACUCAACGGAGUACGCCUACCUCAAGGCUUUAACGCUUUUCAGUUCAGAUAAUAUCCUGGCUGACGCUUGGCGUAAAAAGGUUGAAGUGCUGCAGGAGGCAGCAUGGACUGAGUUACAGCAACGUAUAGGAUCAGAUCGACUACCUCGACUAUUGAUGAAACUAGCUCCGCUUCGUGCUAUAAACCCACGUGUUUUAGAAGAUUUAUUUUUCGCGGGUCUUAUUGGCAGAGUUAGCGUAGCUAGUGUGGUGCCUUAUAUACUUGGUAUGCAGGAUUGUAAAACAGAAUCAAAUGCCCAAAUGGUAUGACAAUUAUUAUUUGUGCAUCGCCAAUCGUUACCUAAGAGUAAGGAUUAAUUGUUAUUACAUUUAAUAAUCGAGGAUUUAUUUUAUACACUAAAUUUACUUUAUGAGUAUUUUUAUUUUUUUUUUUAAAUUAUCUGAAGGCUUUGUUGAUGAGUUAAUAAGUAGACUUAAAUAAUAACGAUUUUUCCAAAUUCACUGAGAGACUUAAUUAGAUUUUAAAUUAUUAUCAUCAUUGUAAUAAAAUUGUUGACGAAUUGUUGACUUUAUUAUUAGUAAUUUAAUAAAUAUAUUUCAUAUUUUUUAAAAUUAUAAUUGAUAUACACAGUGUUGUUGCUCAAUGUGUAUUCAUUAAAAGUUGUUCAAUCUUUUAUAUGUGUAUAUAUGAGCAUUAAAAAAUAUUUUGAUAAAUAGUUGAAGAAAAUUUUUUUGAUAAUGUCUAAUUUUAAAAAUGCAUUUGGAUUGUGUUUAAUGAUAAUCCUAACAAUAACUAUAAUGAUAAGAAUUUAAACUUCGAUGUAAGUAUUUUAGAGUGUAAAAAAUAUAUAUAGUGAUAUAUAUUUUUUUGGUGGAAAAUGAAAAGAAAAUAAGUAUAUAUGUUAGAGAGUAAAGUUAAAUUUAUUUAGUGUUGUACCUGUUGAAUUUAAUUUUGUUUCAUUAUUAUAAUACUUAUACGUCAUUUAAUAUUAUUAUUAUUAUUACAUUACCUAAUAUUUCUCAUGUUAUACCCGAGAGAAUUUUCCGCGAGAAAGGAAUUGAACGUUCUUUUUUUUAAUACUUCCUUGUAAGUUAUUAUUAUAAGAUAAAAUAAUUGGACAAGCAAUACGUACAUAAUAAUUAGGCAAGCAUCUAGACAUGUUUAUAACUCAUUUAAUUAUAGUCAAGUGAUAAUUUAAAUUCUAUUGAAUUUCGAGAAUGCCAAAUUUUAGACAAAAUUAUAAUUAAUAAUCAUUUCAUUAACACUGAAAAUCUUUUUACUUUAAUUAAAAUCAUGUCCAAUUAUAAUAAAUAUAAAUAUUAAUUUGUUUCUUUACAUAAAUAUAAAUUAACAAAAUAAUUAUAACUGUGAAUAACUUGAUGUAAUGAACUAAUAUGUAAAGAUUGUACAUGGUAUUUAUAUGUACAUUUUUUUUUUUCAUCAAUUAAUGUAUAUUAUCAUUUAAUAAUUUAGAAUUUACUUUAAUUACUAAGAUAUAAUUAUUGGUCGACAUAAUUUAAAUGUAUAAUGAUGAAGGUGAUACGUUUCUCUUCCUUUGCUCCAGAUAUAUUUAACUAUCAAGUGUAAGACUUUAGUUACAAAUUGUUAUUGUUGUUAUGUGGAUGAUAAUAUUGUAAGUAAAUCUAACUGAAGGUUGAAAUAACUAAUUACGGUCAAGGUAUUAAAAAAAUGAUUAAAUAUUGAUAACUAUGUACAGAAAAUUAUUAAAAAAAAAAAAUUGUGCCUACUAAAAGUUUAAUCAAUUAUUUAUAAUAAUAAUUAUUAAAUGUGAUUAAAUUUUGUAAUUAUCCAAUUACAAGUUAUUGAAUAAAACCUGAAUUGAAAAAUUAAA